Molecule: messenger RNA, 189 nt
Organism: Gongylonema pulchrum
Lineage: Eukaryota; Metazoa; Nematoda; Chromadorea; Rhabditida; Gongylonematidae
Source: the annotation of a GenBank genome assembly
AUGGCUGAUGUUCUUGCUGCCGCGUUUAUGGAUGGUGUUAAUGAAACGAAAGAUGAAGUUCUUCGACAAGAAUUGAUAUCCAAAACGGCCAAUAUACCAAGUUUCCUAGAACCAACUGUUAUGAUGCUAUUGGAAUCGUGUUGCCCGAUGAACAGUGUUCCCAAAUUACCGGCCAAUCUGUUAUCACGC